Xenopus laevis (African clawed frog) is the source of this 597-nucleotide messenger RNA. RefSeq lists its product as uncharacterized. The transcript is spliced from 5 exons. The record is from RefSeq and is a predicted model, not a curated record. NCBI's taxonomy places the organism in Eukaryota, Metazoa, Chordata, Amphibia, Anura, Pipidae. The coding region runs from base 1 to 597 and encodes 198 amino acids.
AUGUUUUACGUUAUUUAUUGUUCUAUUACAGAGACCAUGAUACACAUGUUGUCAAUAAAAACCUUCCUUGGGCUUGUUCUCAUCUCCAUUGUCCAACCAAAAACGUGUAAAUGGCUUCGUCCCAAACAGGAGUAUCUGAACUCCCAGAUCCUAAAGACAUUUGAGGAAAUGAGUCCUUUUGAAGACUAUGAUGAGACCUGCCAGUAUGAUGAGCUUCCGAACAUUGAUGGGAUCUACAGCAUCUCACAGGUAGAAGCCGCGGCUCUCGCUGUUAGAGAAGUUCUGAACGAAACCAUCAGGUUCUACAGGAAACACCAUGAGAGUAUGGGGUGCAAGCAACAAGCCUGGGAAAGGUUUCAGCAGCUUCUCUACUAUCAGAUUCACCAACUGGAGGGCUGUAUCCCAGAAACAGCAGCGAAUCCUGUAUUUAACCAAACACUAUCAGAACAAUUUGCUGUAUUGGAGAAGUUCAUCCAAGAAGAGAAUACGCCUUGUCUACGGGACAUUAUUCAGAGCGAAAUCAGAAGAAAUUUACAACUGGCCGCGCAACUCUCCUCUCGUGCCAGAAGGCAACACUUGUUACAGGGGACUGCGUAG